AUGCGCAUGAGGUUCACUGUGCUUCCAAAAGAUGACUACAUGCUUCAAUUACACUUUGAGCAAGCGCAUACUGAGGAUUCUCCUUUCAUGAUCGAAGACGACCCUGAACCGUUACCACCAACCUUGGUCCCUAGACCUUCCUCAACUCAGCACGACACCGAGGACACGCCUUCCUUUGACGACUUCGAAGAAGAGGAAAGCGCUGUAAAGUGCCCUGAUCCUGACUGCGGCGAACUCGUUCCUCUCUCUGACUUCAACGACCAUAUCGAAUACCACAACGCAGAAACUUUAUCAUUUGACGAGACUACAGGGAAGUAUCAUUCUCGGCGUUCAUCCGCUACUAUGCAAAGCUCGACCUCCUCUCGUCGUUCACAUGCGAGCCGAGCAAAGACAACAACAUCUGAGCGAAGUUUCAGCACAGAAUUAUCAGAUACGUUGAAGACCGAGGCUCAUAGCCGCAAAUCCAAGAGGCACACCCAUCGUCAGAGGCGUGAUACCAAUGAUAGCGAGAAGAGCACUAUUGGAAGGAGCAUCCUAGGCUUCAACCCCUUUGCGAAAGCUGACCGAACCAUCAAGCCACCAAUCAAAAGUGCCCGCUUGGGGAAAUCCGAGCUCGGACCCUAUGCCUGGGAGAACCGAAUGCCUAGGUGGCUGCACGACCAGCUUGAGGCGGGUCCGAAGAUCACUGCGGUUAACCGUAUUGGCCGAGAUGGCCGUCUCAUCAAGUAUGACCAGGUGCAAAACGAGACGCCAGGCAUUAUACCCAUCCUUGCUCAACUAUCCGCUCUCGAUCGUUCCGUCAAACAAGCUUACUACUGUCACCCGUCGACACUCCAUGUUGGCAAAACGCCCCAUGAAGGUGGCUUUUGUGGCUAUCGGAAUAUACAAAUGUUGCUAUCCUACAUUCAAGGCGCAAAGGCUCAGGGCUACGAAGAGUUUCCUGGGCGGCUCCCAACAGUUCUGAAAAUGCAAGACCAUAUUGAAGGCGCUUGGGACAAAGGAAUCAAUGAGAUUGGCCGUGUUCAAACUGGCGGUAUACGUGAUACUAGAAAGUAUAUCGGCACACCUGAGGCUCAAGCUUUCUUUUUGAACUCCGAGAUUAAUUGCGCUGUCGAGCAGUUCAGCGACAACAAAGACCGCGACGUUGCAGCCCACGAACUACUUCUCGCCGCCAUGGAGCGAUACUUUGCCCGAGCAGCCGCCAGCGAUGGGUCUAACGUUAACAAAACUCUUCUACCCCCCAUCUAUCUUCAACAACCAGGUCACUCUAUCAGCGUCAUCGGUUUUGAGCGUCACUUGAACGGCUCAUGCAACCUGGUAGUCUACGAUCCCAUGUAUCACACGAGCCCUGCUAUGCAUAAGCUGCUUGGCCGAAAGAAUAUCAGGACAGCUCGACCUGAAGUCUUGCAUGCAUAUCGUCGUGGCGUUGGAAAGCUCAGGAAAUACGCUGCUUAUGAGAUCUUGAUGCUUACAGCGACACCGCCUUUGUUUCCUGCUUGGGAUGUGCUUCGUCAGUUCCCCGACUGUCGCUUCGUGUACGCCUUCUUCCGUGCUCGUACCCUCGGAUACGAUGUCUACCCAGAAGAUCACUUCCUUCAAAAUUUCCCGUGGCAGUUGUAUGGCGGACUCUGGUCGUGUGAUGAUGCUCGCUUUGCCAGAGCGGAGCCGAUGAACGCUCUCACGGCUUUGGCUUUACGUCGAAUCACGAGCGAAGGGUCCUCCAGCUGCAGUAAUAACAACAGUCCUACAAGUCCUACGAAUUUCUUCACAAACAGCAGCUUCCAGCACACGCCAACGAACGAAGAUGACCGGCUUCCUUCUUGGGUGGGUUCACUUGAUGGAUCUGCGAAUGGCUUUGUGAGCCGAUCGCAGUACGCUAGUAGCCGCCCUGUCUACGAUAUGGGUGCUUUGAGCGCUGCGUUGCCUCAGCCCAGUCCUAUGAGACCACACCUAUCACUUCUGACAGACGUCGGAAGGAAAUAUCCGGGCUUUCCUACACCAUUAUCUCCUACUUUGACGGCAAGAGAAACCUACCCUUCACCCGCAUCCGAUGCCGGAAGCGGGGUUGCAACACCUCGCGCUCUGAGCUCCGCAGUGCGUACGGUGAGCCCGAUGAGUACCAACAGCUCGAACAUAUGCGGGCCUUUUCGCCGUUACGACUUAGACGGAUACGGCCAAUGCUCACCACAAAUGGGUCUCAUUGAUGAGGUUCUCACGAAACCGGAAACACGCAAUGGCUGCCGCACUCCAUCAGCAUCGUCGCAGGGUAUUGAAGGUCUUGCAACUCCUCCAACAAGUCCAUCAAGAUGUGUAUCCCCACGUACCGUCAUGCUGAAGAAGAUGGCUGCAAAGCAAGGUCUCCCGGAGCUGUCGCCCAAUUCCAUGCGCAGUUCAGGUUCUAGACUUCAGUCUCACACCAGCACUCGCAUUCCCGGCGCAUACCCUGCCUCUCCGCCUUCAUCUAUCCGGUAUUCCCAAUCAGCGCCGUACUGUCAAACAGCGUGUCCGUCUUUCCCUAUCGCCAACGGAGUGGAAUCUGAAGCGACGUCACCCAUUGAUCCUUGUGGUACCAUGCUCUUCUACACGUCCAACCGCAGUAUCGACUCGGGCCUUCUGGGCGUCCACCCUCUCUCUGAGCCUCAAGUCGCCGAGUACCGAUUCUGGCGUCCUUGUGGCCGGCGCAUCUGCGGAUUUGGGUGUGGCGGCGUGAAUGUAGGAGAGACUGCCGCUGCAAGGAGGCUGUUCAAAGAAGUCGAGGAAGUCAGUCCUGUGGUCGAGCAGGAAAUAAAAGAUGAAGGAGAGCUAGAGAGAGACGUGGACUAUGAAUACGGUCUUGACGGCGCGAGCGAUGGUGGCUAUGGCAAUGAGGGGGGCGAGUUUAGCACGAGUACCUGGGCUGGCCGCCGGCUAGUCAUGAAUUGGAAUCAGUUCUUGUCGGGUUGUGAGAGGGAAGGCGUCGCGCAGUUCUAA
Messenger RNA from Alternaria postmessia, 2970 nucleotides. RefSeq lists its product as uncharacterized. The record is from RefSeq and is a predicted model, not a curated record. NCBI's taxonomy places the organism in Eukaryota, Fungi, Ascomycota, Dothideomycetes, Pleosporales, Pleosporaceae. The transcript has 6 exons. Bases 1 to 2970 code for a protein of 989 amino acids.